This is a messenger RNA of Epinephelus lanceolatus (giant grouper), 888 nucleotides long. NCBI's taxonomy places the organism in Eukaryota, Metazoa, Chordata, Actinopteri, Perciformes, Serranidae. The record is from RefSeq and is a predicted model, not a curated record.
AUGCUCCCCUCCAACAUCUCAGACUCUAUGACAGGAGGAGUGCCUCUCUCGGUGGACUUCGACAGUCCUGAGGAUUAUUUCAUCUUUAUUUUCCAGCUUUUGUUUGCAACAACUACUUCUCUGGUGGCCGGACCUGUGGUCAUUGCCAUACUGUCCACCAGAGCUCUGCGCCUCCAAAACAGGUUCAUCUUCAUGCUGAACACCAGUAUUUGUGACACGCUGGUUGGGUUUUCAGUCUUUUAUCUGGGUCUGUUUGAUGUUCAGGAGGGAUAUCCGUCUAGAAACGGGACUUUUAAUGUUUUACCAUCACUUCUAGGGAUCAAUAUAUUGACGUUUCUGUUCGCUCAGUUUGACAGAUAUUUUGCUGUGUGCCACCCUUUCAUUUACAGCCGCUUUAUAACGAGGCAGUUCGUGAUAGGCAUCAACAUCUACUGCUGGGUUUACAACGCUGCUCACCUGCUCGCCAGGAAUCUGUUGCCAGUUUCCAAAGCGAUACAAAUGUACGCACUCAGCAUAGUCCUCUUACAGCUGAUCGUGCUCACCAAAGUGGUCAUGACCAUCAAACUGUAUGUAAUCGCCAGAGUCCAGCUUGAGAGAGAUCCUCCCAGCGCCGAGAGAGAGAGCAAGAAGGAAUCACUGAGAAUCAUCAUCUUUGUUGUCAUAAGCUUCUUGGUGUUGUGGUGCCCCUCUUUUGUGAAUAUUAUCAUCAGGUUUGUGGUGGGAGGAGGGCUGACGUUUAGGAACGAGGCCACCAAUCUUUUCGCCAUCAUGGCUCGUUUUAACGCAGUGUGCACACCGUCUGUGUAUAUCUGGGGGAGUCCGGCUCUGAGGGAGGCCAUGGUGAGGACAGUGUGGGGCAGAGUGUGUCCAAGGUGCAAGACGAGGUGA